UAUAUAAUGUAUAUAUGCAUAUAAAGAACAAGACAAGAGGAAAAAUAAACAAAUCAACGGAAAUAUACAUACGCACGCAGUAUUAAACUUUAUCCGCUCGCCGCGUUUUACUUAUACUUAAGCAGCGAAGAGAGCGUAAUUCUUUUUUAAUCUAUUACUCUGUGCGAGAAGAGCGAGUAACUGCGCCGCCGAGUGUGUACUAUUUGAGUAACACUAACUAACUGUAGUGUAUACAGUGUAAGGUUCUGUUGUAUUGCAUUGUAAUCGUGUGUGUAUUCGCGUGAAAUCUAAAAAAAAAAAAAAAAAAAAAAGGAAAAAAAACUCAAUUUGUCACAAUGUUCGCUGUAAUGAGAAUUGAAAAUGAUGACUGCCGGUCUGACUAUCGUCGCAAGAUGCGUCCCAAGUGUGAGUUCAUUUGCAAGUAUUGCCAGCGGCGUUUCACUAAACCCUACAAUCUAAUGAUACACGAACGCACCCAUAAAUCGCCAGAAAUCACAUAUUCGUGUGAAGUUUGCGGUAAAUAUUUUAAACAGCGCGAUAAUCUAAGACAGCACAGAUGUAGUCAAUGUGUCUGGCGAUAAACAGAGCACUUCACCGCGCACUCUCCUCUAUCUUCUAGAAUCUUCGCUUACUCUACUUACAUGAACACUUGCACUAAAUACCUAAAUGAAAAAACUGCAAGAGACACUGUCUUUUUAUAAGGAAUUUGCACUAAAUAUUGAAAGUAUUAUAUAUUACAGCCACCGUCACCAUCACCAUCAAGCACUAAGAACAUAAAGCACCUUAAUAUACAUUUUAAACAAAAAAAAAA
Molecule: messenger RNA, 811 nt
Organism: Glossina fuscipes
Lineage: Eukaryota; Metazoa; Arthropoda; Insecta; Diptera; Glossinidae
Gene: drm
Product: protein drumstick
Exons: 2
Coding region: 336-581 (81 amino acids)
Biological process (GO): regulation of transcription by RNA polymerase II; embryo development; embryonic hindgut morphogenesis
Cellular component (GO): nucleus
Molecular function (GO): RNA polymerase II transcription regulatory region sequence-specific DNA binding; DNA-binding transcription factor activity, RNA polymerase II-specific
Source: RefSeq, a predicted model, not a curated record